AUGGACUCUCAAACUGAAGACUCUCAGUUCAAUCAUGAAGACAGUAUAUCAACUCAACUGAUUGCACCUCACUUCAACUUCGUCUAUAAUGCCGAAGAGGACAGCAUGCUCGAUCACAGCUUCACCGGGCAUGAAAGUAGCUGCAGUUUCCCCGGUUACCAAGGCACACAUACACAUGUACGAGAAGUUCCUCGAAUCCCACCUUACCUGAUAACAAUCAUGCGAAGACACAUCACUUGUUCGCGUUUUUUCUCACUAAUGGUUGCCAGAGCACUUCAAGAUGCUUCCUCUACAUUCUCCUCUGCACGAAAGACCAUUGCUUCCAUCCGCCAACACCUUCAACUUGAGCAAGAUUGCAAUCGCCGGGUAAAUCAAGCCAUUGGCAAUGCCUUAUCAAUCAUUCGAUCGGCAAAACGAUCGGUUCACCAGAUUAACGUGGACUAUGAGAGGAGUCGGAUUGCAAUGGAGAAUGAACCAACUCCCACCAUCAGCUUAUCUAUUAAACGGCGUGCCCUCACAAAAAUCAGCCCACUCAGCAUGGGUUCCACUACCAAAGAAGACUCUGAAGACGAGCUACUUGUCUGCCUCACAAAGCCUCAAAUCGACGAACUUGUUACUUCCUUGGCCUCAAACCACACUACAUCAAGCUCUCGGCUGACACAAAACACAGCUCAUUCCAGCAUUGAACGCAAAGUGCAACAUAAUGGAACAUAUGAAGAUAUCAAAACAAGACCUGGAUCAAGGCAGAAGUUAGUGGAAUGUGAAGUCGGGCUAAGUAUGACUAUAAAUCUUGAUUGGUUCGGCAUCACAGACAAUAGGCCCCAUUCAAGUGGGGCAAUCUACAUUUCAUUCAAUAACCUCCACAGAUCUGUCCGUUACCUCUGGCACAAUAUCCACCUCGCCAUGACAAUCCCUGGACCAAAAGAACCAAGCCUCGAACAACUCAACCACAUACUUGAUCCACUCGUUACCGACCUCCACACUCUCUACAAUGGCAUCAAAAUGCGGAUGCACGGUCAUCAGAUUCCACCUCAAGUUAAUAGUAUUGCAGCCAUUAAUGCCUCAGAUGUGCCAGCAUCACGCAAACUCACUGGUGCCGCAGGACAUAGCCACAAAAAACAUCCAUGUAAUGUUUGUGAUACCACCCUUGAAGACAUCAAUACACCCAAAGGAUAUGAUAUUAAGAACUUCAAAAUACGAGAUAAUUGGGCACAAUUGAAGCAUGCUCAUCAAUCCUUACUAGCUAGUACAGAACGAGCCCGAACAAAAGUGUUAGAUGACUACGGCUCACGUUAUUCACUCUUCAACAGUCUACCUGGGUGGUUACCAGUCAAAAACACGCCUAUAGAUUUUAUGCACAAUUUUUACGGUAUUGUACACUCAAUCUUUGAUGUGAUUGUGAAAGGAUAUCUCCUCAAUUCGGCUGGCUGGAGACAAUUUGAAGAUGCAAUCAAUUCUGUUAUAUGGCCCUCAGGUAUUGGUAGACUACCAAAUAAUCUUGGUGGGAAUCAUUCUCUGCAGAAAAUGUAUCAGUGGCGACGACUCUGCAAUAUUUUCCCCACUAUACUAUGGCUUUGCUGGAAGGAUGAUGAAGACAAGAUCAAACAAACACCCCCACCUGUACCCUCACAAACAAAAUCCCCACCAAAGUUCAAGUGUGGCCUACAAAUCAUUUACAAUGCGGCACUCUAUCUCUCUCUUGCUGGAUGUAUAUUUGCAUAUCAAUCUAUUUCAUCCACUGACAUUGAGCGUGGUCAACAUUAUCUCCAGAAGCACUGCAACACUCUUCAAGGCCUAGGAGUUCAUCUCACCAUCAAUCAUCAUCUUAGCAUGCACUAUGCUCCAAUUUUUAAGCGCUUUGGUCCAGCGUAUAGUUGGUGGCUCUUUGCAUUUGAACGAUAUAAUGGUGAGCUGGAGCAAAUGAACUUAAAUGGGCAUGGGGGUGGUGAGAUGGAGUAUACACUUUUACGUGAUUGGAUUGAGAAGAAUCGUCUCUACGAAAUGUCUGUUUGUCUCCCUGAUAAUAUUACAGAUAAAGAACGAUUUGCUUCAACAAGUCAGAUUCUACCUGCAAAGCCUGUGAAGAAAAUGAACAACAUUCGAAAGCUUCCUCACGUUGAGGUUUACAGGCUCCUGUUCAACUUUGCACAGAUUACCUUCCCUGAACUGUCCAUUGUGGACAACUUCACAGUGUGCGAUAACGCAAUCCCAUUCUCGGCAACCAAAUUUGUGGAUUUCUUACCAUUUAUCAUCAAGGAUGGUAUCCGUUUUGGCUGUCUGUGUGCUACUCGGACUCAAGCUGACCGUUUUGCUUGCGUCGAUAUUGAUGGCUCUCGUGUGCCCUGCCAACUAAUAUAUCAUUUCAAGGUUGCAUUGCCAGGUCUGCAAAUUGUUUAUUGGUCAAUUAUUCAGCAAAUAUCAGCAGACAAAUCAGUGCCUCUCUUGCCGUGGAGUCUUUAUUCUACAGAUCUGGGCAUGUAUGUUACAAAUGUGGAGAAGUUGGGCGAGCUUGAGGUAGUCAAAACCACGCAGAUUGCAUGUACGGUUGCAGUAAUUCCCGUUACACUGAAUCAUCUCAAUGGAUUAUCUCUAUGGGUCAUUCAUUCAUUUGAUCGGAGUGGUCUGGAGCCUCCUGACAAUGAUUGGAUUGACGAGGCUGAGCAAGAACUACAAGCGGAUCAAUAG
Molecule: messenger RNA, 2685 nt
Organism: Serpula lacrymans var. lacrymans S7.9
Lineage: Eukaryota; Fungi; Basidiomycota; Agaricomycetes; Boletales; Serpulaceae
Exons: 10
Coding region: 1-2685 (894 amino acids)
Source: RefSeq, a predicted model, not a curated record